This is a messenger RNA of Verticillium alfalfae VaMs.102, 1584 nucleotides long. RefSeq names its product FAM86A. The coding region runs from base 61 to 1098 and encodes 345 amino acids. The record is from RefSeq and is a predicted model, not a curated record. The transcript has 2 exons. NCBI's taxonomy places the organism in Eukaryota, Fungi, Ascomycota, Sordariomycetes, Glomerellales, Plectosphaerellaceae.
GCUACACCAACUCAAGUAAUCAACCGUGUUUGCGGUGUUGCAUUUUGCGAGACUCUCACGAUGGAAGACACGCGUGUGCUGUCCCAGGCCCAGGUCAAUCGAUUCUGUCGUCAAUUCUUGCAACUAGAGCGAGAUCUUGAUUACCCAGAAGGACCAGUCCUGCGCCAGGAGAGCACACAGAAAGCCAUACACGAGCAACUGUUCUCUCCUGACGGCUCUAGCUACUCUCCGCCUGUCAGGUACCAGCUCAGAGUCCUGAAAGAAUUGGUGCAGAGGGUUGAAUCCAGCAUUGAGGAUUGGGACACCCAUGGCGUCUCCGAGGAUCUCAUGGAUGUACUUGCGGAACUGCUCGCCUCUCCCAUUCCUCCAGAGACAUUUGGCGCCCAGCAAAAAUCCUAUGUGACAUAUCAUCUGUCCGAGCUCACACAAACGACGACUUUACAAGAGGCUGCAAAUUCGGAAAUCACACUUCUGGAGGCCCGAUCUUUGAUCUCGGCCUCUGGCACUACCGGCCUUCGUACGUGGGAGGCAGCGCUUCAUCUGGGCCAGUAUUUUUGCGUCAACCCAGAACUAAUCCGCGGCAAGCGUGUACUUGAGCUCGGCGCUGGUACCGGCUAUCUGGCCAUUUUAUGUGCGAAGCACCUCUGUGCGGCACAGGUUAUUGCCUCUGACGGGUCCGACGAUGUCAUCAACAACUUGCCAGAGUCUUUCUUCCUAAACGACUUGCAAGACAGCCCGAUAAUCACUCCGAUGGAUCUUAAAUGGGGUCACGCACUUGUCGGCACCGAGGACCAACAAUGGAACCAAGGCAUGCCUAUCGAUGUUGUCUUCGGGGCAGACAUUACGUACGAUCAGAGCAUCAUACCACCGUUGAUCGGGACUAUCGAGGAGCUUUUCGGCAUGUUUCCUCAGGUCGAGGUCCUCAUCUCGGCAACGGAACGCAACGAGGCCACUUUCAAUGCUUUUCAAAGUCGUUGCCGUGAUGCAGGGAUGGAGUUGAAUGAGCUGUCCUUCCCGAUAGCCCCGGAAGCCAAGCAGGCCGGCCCGUUCUACAGCGAUGCUGUGCCUAUUCGAAUUUGUAGGAUACGAAAAUCAUGACAAUACCAGGCGAUUUUACAGCAAGCGUCAAUAUCACUACUCAAAUGCACCAGUUCCCAGUCCCCUCUCUGAGACGGACAGAGCCUUGAAAGAGACGCAAGGCCAAUGGUGGGAACGUUUGCUCCUACCUCGGCAUACUUACAGAUAACUUGUUUUUAGUAAUUCGCCAUAUGCCAUUACUUUAAGAGCUAUUUGCAACGAUUAAUCUAUAGUUCGUCACCCUUAUGUCAUGUUCGCUUCAGCCAUUUGCCAACUUGCCAUCUGAUGCGCACCACGGACCAUGUUGAACCCACGAGGAGUAUACCUCGGGAGACUACCUUUUGAAGUAUCGUUGUAGUCUCUCCAUUUGACGUUGGCAACACCACCCCUUGUCUCGGAUGGCCUGGACCUACAGACGGGAAUGACAAGUUAGCCAAGUCGCAAGACCGGAAUCUGCAAGUUCAUUGAACUUCACUGAAACGCUAAACUUGGCAAACCCUUCAUCAC